AUGUCCGGAGGCAGCAGCUGCAGCCAGACCCCAAGCCGGGCCAUCCCUGCCACUCAACGGGUGGUUCUGGGCGAGGGUGUGCAGAUGCCGCCCGGGGACUACAGCACCACCCCCGGUGGCACACUCUUCAGCACCACCCCGGGAGGUACCAGGAUCAUCUAUGACCGGAAAUUCCUGAUGGAGUGUCGGAACUCACCUGUGGCCAAAACACCUCCCCGGGACCUGCCCACUAUUCCUGGCAUCACCAGCCCGGCCAGUGAGAAGCCCCCCAUGGAAGCCAGGCGGAGCCUCCCACGCAACAGUCCAGAAAACAACCAGCCGGCGGGUGGUGAAGAGUCCCAGUUUGAGAUGGACAUUUAAAGGACCAGCC
Molecule: messenger RNA, 370 nt
Organism: Echinops telfairi (small Madagascar hedgehog)
Lineage: Eukaryota; Metazoa; Chordata; Mammalia; Afrosoricida; Tenrecidae
Gene: EIF4EBP1
Product: eukaryotic translation initiation factor 4E binding protein 1
Exons: 2
Coding region: 1-360 (119 amino acids)
Biological process (GO): negative regulation of translational initiation
Cellular component (GO): cytoplasm
Molecular function (GO): eukaryotic initiation factor 4E binding
Source: RefSeq, a predicted model, not a curated record